AUGGCUGCUUACUGGCCCUCGACCAUUCUUCAAGCUUCAAACGGGGAUGUUAUGGAAGUCUUUUUCAACUACAAGUCACCCGGAUUUCAAGAGCCCAAGAGAGUCGGUAUCACAGCUUCCCCUGGCUCCGCGCUGGCCAUUCUACCCCGAGAAACUACCCACUCCGCUGGCGAUCAAACCGCAGCGUCUAGUGCGCGUAUUGUCUACCGCGAUACCACUGGACGCCUGAAGAACUUUGACCGAUCCUCAGGCGGCCAGUCUCUCACGUCUUCGGGCGAGAUUCCCGUUACGGUCGAUUCAAACUUUACGAUGGCUGCCUUCGCAGUCGCGAGGGGCGAAGUAGGCGGGCAGAAGUCAACGGCCGUCAACACAUGGAUCUUGUAUCAGGAUUCCAAAACUGGAAAGAUCUCAUACGUUUAUGAGAAAGACUCUGAGGGGUGGAAAGGCCCAGAAACGGAUCCGGUAUUCGAAGGAGCUGAUAGCCCAACCCACCUCGCAUGCAUCACGGCUGCAUCAUCCACGAUCCCCGAGGUCCCAUUGGAGGCGGCACACGAUUUGAGCCAUUGCUUCUUUCAAUCCGGACGCAAGUUGAAACAUGUCCGCUUUGAUGGCAGUUCGUGGACGGAUAUGGGCUUCAUACCCAUACCUUGA
Messenger RNA from Colletotrichum aenigma, 651 nucleotides. RefSeq lists its product as uncharacterized. The transcript has a single exon. NCBI's taxonomy places the organism in Eukaryota, Fungi, Ascomycota, Sordariomycetes, Glomerellales, Glomerellaceae. The record is from RefSeq and is a predicted model, not a curated record. Bases 1 to 651 code for a protein of 216 amino acids.